AUGGAGUCGCGAACGGUGACGGCGGAACUCCCGUCCAACAAACGCCCACGGUCCCCUUCGGGCGACUUCUCGCCAAACGUUUCAAAGAUGCCCAAAACACAAUCAAAUUCUCUACAUAUAAAUUAUCUUGCUCGCCAGUAUCCGGAUAAUCUGCCUCUGGUCUCAACAGACGAUAGUCUACCGAACAUCCUGCGCUUAAUAGGAGAAUACGACGGUGUCUUGCAACGACAUGAGAGUAUCGCUGGCAACCUCGGCGCAUGUCCUCUGGGGCCGAUUCUCAUGAAGCGAUUCGAGCGCUUGUUCGAGGGUCCACCGCGGGUACUCAAAUCCAAUGGCAAGGAAGGCACCAACGUCACUUGGUUGGAUGUCGUGGAGUUUGCGAAGAAUAAACCGGAACAGUUCAAUCUGGAGAAGACUCGAAAUGGAGUUCGCGUGUGUCAGUUUUAUACGAAGCAAUGCAGGGUGGAGAUAUCGGAGGAGGAUUAUGUGUUGAUUGCGUCUGGGAUGCCGCAGAAGCUUAUACCGCCUCAGCCUAUUGAUGAGGACGAGGAGAAGGAGGUGGGUGUGUUGGAGAUUUUGGAGAAGAAUCUUCAGCAGAUCACUGCUAUGGCAGAUUCGGCCGCCGCGCGCGCAAGACAAUUGAGUUAUCGUCUAAAGAGCCGUCGCAAUGCUAUCGUUACUCGCCGCGAGAAUGAUCGAAAUAAAUAUUCCCAGAGCCCUCCGCUACAUGAACAUGGCAACACGGAAACUACAGUCAAUGGAACUGGCUUCGCCAACCCUCCGUCUCCACCAGGUGGUUUCGUUGCUGUCAAUGCGGGCAGGCCAGCUGAGACUACUGACGAGCAUCCUCUUUCGACGCAAUUUAUGCUCAAUCACCCCAAUACUGAUAAUAUUACAAUAAUAAACGGCACUAACAUCAAAGGUGCCUCACCAACGACUCGAGCAGAACUUCUAAAAAAGUUUCUCACAACCGCGGAUCGGGCAGGCCGUGGGCCGCCGGAGAACGAAAGCGCGGCUUCAUUGACCAGACAGUCUUCGCGCGCAGGGCCGCGAAGAUCGGAUGCGACUGAGCUACCUCCUGUUGUGUUCAACAAUUCGACAGGCACGGUAGCGAUCCCAAAUACUCCGCCGUCUUUACUUCCCCAGCCAAAGUCGGUCAACCACCACGAACGGGAUGACGGCGGUCCCUACAAACUAGAGAUGGUAGCGCGCAUGGAGGACCUCCAACGAGGAGAACGAAUUUUACCGCCAUGUGAUCGAUGUCGGCGGUUGCAUAUGGAUUGCUUGAAAAACUUGACAGCAUGCAUGGGCUGUACCAAGAAGCAUGCCAAGUGUUCGUGGAAGGAUGUCAAGGAAGAGGAAUUGCGAGAUCUGCAACCUCGCAGUCAACCGCGGGCACAUGUCGAAGAACAGCGGGAGUUUGCUCGACCCGCUGCUCCUGAUAACAACAACCACCAAGAUGAGCAUGGCACAGACCAUACUCAUCCACUGCAGAGUAACACUGUAUAUCCUUCCCACGACAGUCACACUGAUCCGCACGCCAACCCGCACAAUGCUUUAGUGCUAGUACAAUCCGAACCACCAUCUCAUCCAUAUAGCCAACAUCAAGCAACAGCUCCUCGACGAGCAAAUAGCGAAAUCCACAAUCUCAUGCUCAACCAUGACCAACACCCGGAUAGUCACCAUCAACAUCUCCCUCAUAUCCAACAACAUCAACCUCAACAACCUCAACAACCUCAACAACAUCAUCAUCACGACCGUCGAACCUCAUUCCACCAUCGCAAUAUCCUGCAUGAAAAUAACGCCAAUAAUAAUCUUAAUAAUCACCUCCGAAAUAGUCAUCACCGCAACAACGAGACGGAUAACGAUCCGGAUGCGAAUUCGAGAUUGAUGCAGGCGAUUAAAGAUACAGUUGACCAUCAUAAUACGAGGGUACAAGUUGGUCGAGAGAAGCACAUACGAGAUGGUGAAUAG
Molecule: messenger RNA, 1974 nt
Organism: Talaromyces stipitatus ATCC 10500
Lineage: Eukaryota; Fungi; Ascomycota; Eurotiomycetes; Eurotiales; Trichocomaceae
Product: C6 finger domain protein, putative
Exons: 2
Coding region: 1-1974 (657 amino acids)
Biological process (GO): regulation of DNA-templated transcription
Molecular function (GO): zinc ion binding; DNA-binding transcription factor activity, RNA polymerase II-specific
Source: RefSeq, a predicted model, not a curated record